CCGGUAAAUAAACAGGUCAAAGAAUGACAUCAUAUCUGCGACAGGAAAGUACGACUGAGGACAUGACAGCGUUUUAUUAAUGCAUGAAGGCUGCAGUGUGUGUCCGCAUUUGAAAAGAGCGGUGUGUGUGUGUGGAGGGAUUAACUGAAGGAUGUCGGCGGCAGCGCGGUUAGCUGCAGCAGGCGCUCCGGUGUCGCUGCUGUCGCGGUUCCGCGGCGCGCUGGUGGCCGCAGUGCUGGGGGAUUGUGUGGGCGGAGAGUUUGAAGGAGCCGCAGAUGUUCCACUGGACCGAGUUCUUCAGCAUCUCAGUGGACUGGAGGAUGAAACCCGGGGUGACGGCAUAUUGCAGUACAGUGAUGACACAGCCAUGAUGCGCUGUGUAUCCCAGUCUCUUCUUACCAGGAUGGGCUUUGAUGAACAAGACAUGGCUCGCAGUUUCGCAAAAGAGUAUAGCCUUGCUCCAGGCCGUGGCUACGGAUCAGGAGUCAUUCAGGUUCUCCGAAAGCUCGCGUCGCCUCAGCUCAGUGACGUCUUUCAACCAGCACGUGCUCAAUUUGGUGGACGUGGCUCAUUCGGCAAUGGAGGAGCAAUGAGAGCUGCCCCCUUUGCCCUUGCCUUCAGAAAUGCAGCUGAUGUGAGGAGGUACGCAAGGUUCGGGGCAAUGCUCACCCACUCCUGUUCUCUGGGAUAUAAUGGCGCUGUGCUACAGGCCCUCGCUGUUCACUUGUCACUUCAAGGUGAUCUGGCCUUACCACAAAACUUCAUCAGUAAACUCAUCUCUGAAAUGGAAGAAGUUGAGAAAGACGAGGCAGCCCGCAGUGAUGCCAAAGAGCUUAAUUUGGCUGAAUUUCCAUAUUGUGCACGUUUGCACAGAGUCAAGGAGCUCAUGGAGAAGAAAAGCGUAAGCAUUGAGGAGGUCAUAUCAGAACUCGGGAACGGCAUUGCAGCCCUCGAGUCUGUGCCCACAGCCAUCUUCUGUGUGCUGCACUGUUUAGAGCCUCGAGAAGGCCUGCCAGAGCAUUACGGUGGCCUGGAGAGAACAAUAGCCUACAGCUUAGCCCUGGGAGGCGACACAGACACCAUCGCAUGCAUGGCAGGUGCUAUCGCAGGUGCCCAUUACGGCUUCGGUGCCAUUCCGCAAAGUUGGCUGAAGAGUUGUGAGGGGGCAGCGGAAGCUGAGCAUCUGGCUGAGCGUCUCUACAAACUCUACAACAUCAGGCAGACAGAGGAAGUCAACGUGACUCCAAGCGACAGCAAUCGGCCACAUGACAGCCAUUCUCGUCUGAAAAAUACUGACUGAUCCAUUACACAUUUUGCUACAUAUAUACUAUAUGCAUGUAGUUUGACACACAAGCAUACAUACAUCGCCGAGGAAACACAACCUUUGUUCAGAAGAAUCUGUCGUCUUUGUUUUGCAAAAAGAUUUACAAUAAAAGAAAUAAAUCAGCCACAUAUUGUCUAUUAAACAGAGUGAAGCCAAAAGAUUUUUUUUAAGAAUAAAAAAUUUUUAAAAAGACAAA
This is a messenger RNA of Neoarius graeffei (lesser salmon catfish), 1520 nucleotides long. RefSeq names its product ADP-ribosylserine hydrolase (gene adprs). NCBI's taxonomy places the organism in Eukaryota, Metazoa, Chordata, Actinopteri, Siluriformes, Ariidae. The coding region runs from base 152 to 1300 and encodes 382 amino acids. Gene Ontology annotation, cellular component: nucleus; mitochondrion. The record is from RefSeq and is a predicted model, not a curated record. The transcript has 6 exons.